Messenger RNA from Apis florea (little honeybee), 470 nucleotides. It is a transcript of the gene chm, whose product is annotated as lysine acetyltransferase chameau. Gene Ontology annotation, biological process: regulation of transcription by RNA polymerase II. Gene Ontology annotation, cellular component: histone H3-K14 acetyltransferase complex; nucleus; chromatin. Gene Ontology annotation, molecular function: chromatin binding; zinc ion binding; histone H3 acetyltransferase activity. The record is from RefSeq and is a predicted model, not a curated record. Lineage: Eukaryota; Metazoa; Arthropoda; Insecta; Hymenoptera; Apidae.
UGGAUGGAUGGAUGGAUGGAUGGACGAUGUUACGCAAUACGUUUAAUAUAUAACGCGUUUUGCGCAGGUUACUUAUUGACCAGAGUGGAGAAAAAGAUUGGCUCCCCCGAAAAACCUCUGUCGGAUCUGGGCUUGAUCUCGUAUCGCAGCUACUGGAAGGACGUUUUGCUGCAGUACCUCUGCAACUUCGGGGGCAAGGAACUCUCCGUCAAAGAUAUCAGCAAGGAGAUGGCCAUCGAUUCCUACGAUAUCGUGAGCACUCUGCAAGCCCUCGGUAUGAUGAAGUACUGGAAGGGGAAGCACAUCAUUCUAAAGAAACAGGUAAGUCGCCCAUUGUGAUUCUAAUUUUCCAGUUCCAACGGAAAGAGGGAUGAUUCCUCCUCUCCCCUCGUGCCUCGCAGGGGAUGGCGAGCCUCGCGUUCCCCUUUUCAACUGCUCCGUGUCAUCGUGUCACGUGAUUUAUGACGACC